ACACCCACACCCACACCCCACACCCACCCACACCCACCCACACCCACACCCACACCCACAAAAAUAUAUUAUCUUUUAUCUUCAAAAGAAAAAAAGAAUUAGGAUGUUAAAUCAUAUGAAGCUGUUUCGUAAACAAAUAACUGAACUACAACAAGUAGUAAAUCAAUUCUCUGUGAAGAAAAAAAUCAAGAAGUAUAUGGAAAUAUUAAAACCAAUUGAAGAUUUAAUUUUUUCUCUUGCAUGUCAAAUUGCCGAUACUCCAAUAACAACAAAAGAAUUUAAUGAUGUUUACAAUGAAAUUGUUUGCUUGUUUGAUCAUCACCUUCCUCAAAUAAAAGAUGUUGUAUUUGCUCAACAAAGUUAUGAUUUGGUCGAACGAUUUAAAAUAAUUGAAGUUGCAUUUGAAGAACAUAAAGAGAAAAAAGAAGAAGAGGAGAAGCAACAACAAAAAAAAAAGAAGAAAUUGAACGGUAAUAAUUAUUCCUCUUCAAAAUGA
Molecule: messenger RNA, 496 nt
Organism: Rotaria sordida
Lineage: Eukaryota; Metazoa; Rotifera; Eurotatoria; Philodinida; Philodinidae
Source: the annotation of a GenBank genome assembly